Molecule: messenger RNA, 2346 nt
Organism: Cercocebus atys (sooty mangabey)
Lineage: Eukaryota; Metazoa; Chordata; Mammalia; Primates; Cercopithecidae
Gene: STX11
Product: syntaxin 11
Exons: 1
Coding region: 320-1183 (287 amino acids)
Biological process (GO): exocytosis; intracellular protein transport; synaptic vesicle fusion to presynaptic active zone membrane
Cellular component (GO): SNARE complex; presynaptic active zone membrane; synaptic vesicle
Molecular function (GO): SNAP receptor activity; SNARE binding
Source: RefSeq, a predicted model, not a curated record
ACAUAAAGCAAGAAAAAGAGAUGGUUUCCCAAUGCAAUCUAAAAUUUUAAAUUGUUGAUUGAGUUCUAGACGGCUAUGAUACUGAACUGCAGGUGCAUAUGGGCCUUAAAAUGCAACUGUUUCAUGUUGUCCAGUCAUCUUAUUUAUUUCCUUGUAAGCAAAAUGUCAGAACAUUUAGCUCCUUUAGUGCACUUAUUUCCCACACCUAGGAAUAAAAAAUUGGGACUGCUGAGUAAAAUGUUAAGUUUCAAUCCCUUGAAGGCAAAUACUUGACUCUCAGUAGAGAAAUUUAACUGAAUUAUCUCUACUUGCAGGCAAAAUGAAAGACCGGCUAGCAGAACUUCUGGACUUGUCCAAGCAAUAUGACCAGCAGUUCCCAGACGGGGACGAUGAAUUUGACUCGCCCCACGAGGACAUCGUGUUCGAGACGGACCACAUCCUGGAGUCCCUGUACCGAGACAUCCAGGACAUCCAGGAUGAAAACCAGUUGCUGGUGGCCGACGUGAAGCGCCUGGGAAAGCAGAACGCCCGCUUCCUCACGUCCAUGCGGCGCCUCAGCAGCAUCAAGCGCGACACCAACUCCAUCGCCAAGGCCAUCAAGGCCCGGGGCGAGGUCAUCCACUGCAAGCUACGUGCCAUGAAGGAGCUGAGCGAGGCCGCCGAGGCCCAGCACGGCCCGCACUCAGCGGUGGCGCGCAUCUCGCGGGCGCAGUACAACGCGCUCACCCUCACCUUCCAGCGCGCCAUGCACGACUACAACCAGGCCGAGAUGAAGCAGCGCGACAACUGCAAGAUCCGCAUCCAGCGCCAGCUGGAGAUCAUGGGGAAGGACGUCUCGGGUGACCAGAUCGAGGACAUGUUCGAGCAGGGCAAGUGGGAUAUGUUCUCCGAGAACCUGCUGGCCGAUGUAAAAGGCGCGCGGGCCGCCCUUAACGAGAUCGAGAGCCGCCACCGCGAGCUGCUGCGCCUGGAGAGCCGCAUCCGCGACGUGCACGAGCUCUUCUUGCAGAUGGCAGUGCUGGUGGAGAAGCAGGCCGACACCCUGAACGUCAUCGAGCUCAACGUACAAAAGACGGUCGACUACACCGGCCAGGCCAAGGCGCAGGUGCGGAAGGCCGUGCAGUACAAGAAAAAGAACCCCUGCCGGACCCUCUGCUGCUUCUGCUGUCCCUGCCUCAAGUAGCAGGCCGGCCAGGGCCGCCACCGCCCAUCCCAGACCAUGGAGCACGCUGGGAAGGACGCACCAUCUCUGCCCUGCAGGGAGUUGCCCCAACUCUUUCCGGAAUUCAGUCUUUAGAGAAGAAACGUGAGGUUCAAGAAUUGCAAACAAGCCCGUGCUUGGAAAGAUGGUUAGUUGAUGCCGUCCGAUGGUUCUUCAGUAAAGAUAGAUUCCUACAAAGUUGUGCAAUGUCGUUAUAUGUCACCUUGCACUCUUAGCCUCUAGACAGAAGCCAAGUAAGGAACUGACGCUGUAUCUAACUGUAGGGUGAAUGUCUGAGGCCUGCCUCCUAAUAAAGAUUCAAGGAAGGAGUCAGUUGUUCAUCUGCUAAUAGAAUGAACUCAUGAUGGAAACUUCAGUUCAUUUGCUUUGUCCUGAAAAUUCCCUGGUUCUGUUCCAUUCUGAGCGAAACUGGCCUUGGGAAAAACCACGUUCUUCCUUUCCGAUUCUUCAUCCGGUCUGUGCUAUGCGAUUCCUCCCCAAAUAUGGAUCUUAUUUCUGCUCAUUUCCACUACUUAUUAAAAUCACACCAAACACUUACUAUUUUCUUAUCUCUUUCACUUUUUAAAUAUCUUUCACCAGGUUGUAUUUUGGGAUUAUUUUUCCAAAUAUUUUUAAGCACUGAAUCGAACAAGCACUCAAAUUGAAGUAUUAGUCAUGUUUUACGUAUUUUUCACUGAUAAAAAUUAUUUAACAUUUUUAUUUUUACUUGAUUACAUAUGCACAUGUAUUUGUAAAUGUAAAAUACUAAUAUUCACUAAUGUAUGUACAUAAUGAUCAAUUGGUUUAACUUCUUUUAUGUAAGUAUGGUAUAUAAAUUUCAAGAAGAACACUUUUUUGGCUGUUGGUGUUGGUUUGCUUGUUUUGAGUUUGUUUCACUCCAGUUUGCCCCUUCAUAGUCCAGUUUGGGUCAAAACUUCAUGUUAAACAACUCUGCAUUGGUUAUGGCGGUAGACAUAUGACGGUAGAAAAUGUAUACAGAGCUAGAGACAACUAACAUUCUUGGAAAUACUGCUUUUGUUUUACUGUGGACCAUUCCUUUCAUGCAUUGAAAUGGAGAAAUUUAAAGUAAAAGAAUUCUGUUUUUCAAGCAAGCUUAAUAAACAUUACAUUAUACAUAUAUUUUU